UAUGCUUUCACCGCGGAGAAGAGAGCUCGUCAGCAAUUUGAUGAAGCGAAUGCUCCGCCAGAGGUGAAGCCGGAGCCUCCACCUCGAAACCAUGUGAAUGGUGUUGCUUCUACAGAUUCUCCAACUCCUUCUUCAACAUCGUUGAUCAAUGAGGUCCUGCAGCCAUGUGCAGCUCCCCCAGCUACACUCCCCUUACCAAAACCACAACCAUCCGCCAUGAAAGACGUCAGUUUUGAGGAAUUCGAGGGUCGUGGCACGGUAUUUGAUGAACUGGAGUGGAUGACCAUCGAUGACAAGGAGGCCUUGAGCCAAGUUCUGGGUAAUGCUAGUUUGAGCUCUCGCCCGGAAUCAACUUCAUCGGCAAAUUCUGUUCCGAUUGUUGGCGAAGUGGGCUUGAAACCUCUUCACUCGUUAACAAAUAACGGCAAAUCAGCCACGCUUUCAGCAAUUCCACCUUAUCCUGUGCUGGACUUUGGUGAGGUCCUGCAGCCAUGUGCAGCUCCGCCAGCUACACUUCCCUUACCAAAACCACAACCAUCUGCCAUGAAAGACGUCAGUUUUGAAGAAUUCGAGGGUCAGCCAGCCGUCAGUCUCAGUACAACGGGUGGUUUGAACAGAGCGGCUUUCAGCAAGCCAGCCAAUUCAGUACCACCUCCUGCCAAUCAUGUCACUCCUACACCGGUUCGUCAUGAAUCACCGCUACGAGUUCGCCUUCUUACUAAAGGGUAUCGCGAAAAUCUAGUGAGUGUUGCAAUGGAUCGACUUCCUCGAGAACGCCUUCCACAUAUUGAAUAUUACAUGAAGGGAAUGAGUAUCUUGGAGAAGAAAGGUGUGGAUGUGACAAUGACGGUGAAAUUUUUAUUGGAUAGUCAUUUGACGGAUAAGCAGAACAAUUUUUGCAACUUCUCAAAUUCUUCUCCCCAAAUCCCAUUUGUCACUGUUGCGCCUUUUCCUUAUAUGUUCUACCCUGAUCCUCCUUAUACAUGUCCUUCGCUUUAUGACACGCUUAGGACGAUGUGUGUGCUUAUGACAUAUCAGCGUAAUGACCCUAGGUCAAGUCACAUGAUUAGCAUCGUGCAAGCCGAAAAGCAUUAG
Messenger RNA from Strongylus vulgaris, 1095 nucleotides. The record is from the annotation of a GenBank genome assembly. Lineage: Eukaryota; Metazoa; Nematoda; Chromadorea; Rhabditida; Strongylidae.